UACGCGCAGCAAUGCACAAAAAAAAUACUUUUUUGACGUCCUCGAACGCCACACACACUCCCACAAUCCACCGCGGUCCUCCACAUUUGGAUCUUGUACUCAAAGUGUCAAAUCCAAGAUGGCACUUCAUCGAUUAUUCCAGCUGUCCUCCUUGUUGCGCUCCGCCGUGAGCCUGACUCUGCGCAGGAACAUCGGCCUCUCUGCUAUCCUCUUCAACCGGACUAAGGACCUCGACCCUGUUCAGAAACUGUUCCUGGACAAGAUCCGGGAUUACAGAACCAGGAGCAAGUCCUCGGGUGGCAUUGUGGAUGGAGGAGCCGAUUACCAGAAGAACAUGUCUGAUGAGGAAACCAAACUGCAGAGGCUCUUUGGCGGAGGAGACAUGAACAAGUUCCCUGACUUCAAAUUCAUAGACCCCAAGGCUGAUGAUGUGGCCAAGUGAACGCUGUCCAUGUUGUAUAUCUCCUACAUGUCACAAAUAUGUUGUAUUUAAUAAAAAGAUAGUGGAUUGAACAAAAA
Messenger RNA from Cottoperca gobio, 519 nucleotides. It is a transcript of the gene atp5pf, whose product is annotated as ATP synthase peripheral stalk subunit F6. The transcript is spliced from 4 exons. Bases 119 to 442 code for a protein of 107 amino acids. Gene Ontology annotation, molecular function: proton transmembrane transporter activity. Gene Ontology annotation, cellular component: proton-transporting ATP synthase complex. The record is from RefSeq and is a predicted model, not a curated record. Lineage: Eukaryota; Metazoa; Chordata; Actinopteri; Perciformes; Bovichtidae. Gene Ontology annotation, biological process: proton motive force-driven ATP synthesis.